Molecule: messenger RNA, 1372 nt
Organism: Cyclopterus lumpus (lumpfish)
Lineage: Eukaryota; Metazoa; Chordata; Actinopteri; Perciformes; Cyclopteridae
Gene: mcrip2
Product: MAPK regulated corepressor interacting protein 2
Exons: 5
Coding region: 539-967 (142 amino acids)
Source: RefSeq, a predicted model, not a curated record
UUCUCGACGGCUUGACGCCGGCCGAGCAUUGAAGCUUUCCGUCCUGAUGAAAAUACCCACAGUGUGCGUUGUCCUUGUGUUCUGUCGGAGAGCGCAGGUGUCGCAGUCGGUCCCGAGCAGAGGGUCCCGCGUGGAGUGUCACUGUCACGCGCGUCAGGAGCCACAAGGUCCCGCCUCUGACUGACUGACUGGCUGAUCCCCGGCGCGUGGAGCCGCUUUCUCCUUGGAUGACCUCCACGCAACCUUUCGUAAUAGCAGCAGACGUCGGUCCAUUACAACUCAACACCUGCUGGUUCGGAGCCGCAACGGAACCGAUAUCCAACAGCCGGAAAGUCAAAGCGAGUGUCCUGCAGGCUUCAGGCCGACCGUGGAGCAGCUGACCCGGGUGAACAAGAAAAGAAAAGCAACACAAAAAAAAGAAGUCACGCUGCGAAUUUUCUUCUUUUUUUUUUACCAUCGUUAGGGGGGAGCUGGGAGUGGAUCAAUGCACUUACCUGGUAAUUCAUAAGAGAGACCGGUCUUUAAACACAGACACUACAUGAUGUACACAAUCACCAGAGGUCCCAGCAAACUUGUUACGCAGCGGAGGACAGGUCCCACACAACAAAUCGAGAGCAAAUUCAGCGACUUGAAGCUCAAGCCGACGUCUUGGCUCUUAUCGAACUCUCCGCCCCCAAAGAUUGUGUUCAAUCGUCUGAAUGGGAAGAGCUACCACGGUGCGGACACACAGAAGGCCGCGAGCCCAGCCGAGGGGUUCCCUCCUGCUCAUGAAGAGAACGUCAGAUUUGUGUAUGAAGCAUGGCAGGAGGUGGAGCAGAAGCUGGGGGACGGGGAGCCAGCUGACAGCCAGCGGCCCAUUCAGUACACUGAGAAGACUCCCGGUGCUGCGAUGAAGAACUUUGUGCCCAUAGACCUAGAAGAGUGGUGGGCUCAGCGCUUCCUUGCCAACAUUGCCAACCUGUCCUGACUGAGGCUCUGAGGCGGGACAGGAAGCAUCACGCUGAUGCUCCCUUGUGAGGGCGUCCCGAGGGUGAAGAGGAGGAGAGUAAGACUCCAGGAGCUGAGGCGCAAAAGGGUCGUUCAUAAUUUGGAAUCUGAUUUGUUGCCCUGUGCUUCACGCUGCUGUAGAGAAAACUGAGUGCACAAUAAAAACCAACCCCCCUGAACCGCCAGCGACCCGACUGAACUCUCAGGGCUCUGACUCGGCGUUGAGCUGCUACGGAGGACCCGUCUCUCCACAUGGAUGACGUAUCAGAACAUGUGAGAACCCUCGAGUGUCCUCGGCUGUGUGUACGACUUGGCUGAUCUCCGGAUAUAAAUCUAUUGGAGAUCAAAAGCAGUAAAAUGUUUUUAAAAAAUGUCUUGUGUGAAG